Molecule: messenger RNA, 1575 nt
Organism: Sodiomyces alkalinus F11
Lineage: Eukaryota; Fungi; Ascomycota; Sordariomycetes; Glomerellales; Plectosphaerellaceae
Exons: 2
Coding region: 1-1575 (524 amino acids)
Biological process (GO): lipid metabolic process
Source: RefSeq, a predicted model, not a curated record
AUGGCGAACGGCAUGGAACCCCCAGAGCUUCUCGCAGUCGCUACUUUAACCGCUUACCGUGAUGCUUUCAAAGCCGGCAUCGAUGCUGGCCGCGCCCACCGUUUCACUAUCCCCUACCACUUCAUCCCGGGAUAUGUCAUUCCCAUCCUCUACAUGUCGAUCCCGCAUGUCCGCCGCCCUUGGUUGUACCGCUGCCGCUGGCUGGUUGUCAUCCUCGUUGUCGGCUUUAACGCCAACUUGGUACGGAACACAUCCAGUACCAACGUCGCCUUGGCUUAUGCCGCCGGCCUUUGGGGUUACUGGAGCAUCAUGCACAACCUCACCAUGCUCGUCUGGUCUCGUCCGCAGUCUGAGGCUGAGAGGGUCGCUAGACGGAGGAGGGAGAAGCAAGAACCCCAACCCACUGGAACCACUCAUUCCGGCUCGCGCUCUCGGGAUCAGGCAACUGCGCCAGGCUCAGAUACCAAGCAGUUUGAGUAUUACUGGCAAGCUUUUCCGGUGGAUGGUACCUUUCUGGAACGUCUUGAGUGGGCUUUCGACCUAUAUUCCACCUUUCGAGGCGCAGGGUGGAACUGGGCCGUCCCGAACAUACCAAGUCCGCAACGCCCGGAAAAGCCCCUCUCAGGCGAGCUUGUCAAGAUGGACACCAUCCCCCUGAAAACUCGCACCGGCUACGCCACCUACCCUACCGUCAGAGACUUCGUCCGCACCAAAGUCAUGGCCUGCGUUUACGCCUACGUGGUGCUCGACGUGCUCAAGGUCCUCAUGAUGAGGGACCCCUGGUGGAUCCUCGGCCCCGGCCAUCUCCUCGACCAAGUCCCGUUGCCGCCCUACCUGGACGCCAUCCCCACCUGGUUCCUGGGGGUAAGCCGCAGCCUCAUGAUGCUCCUGGGCAUGCACGCCGCCAUCGUCGGCCUCUUCUCCCUCCACGACCUCCUGCAGUACUACAUCACCAGCUGCGUGUACCCGCUCCGCGCCGAGCUGUGGCGCUACUCCUCCGUCUUCGGCUCCCUCGACCUCGUCCUGGACCGCGGCCUCGCCGGCUUCUGGGGCGCCUGCUGGCACCAGACCUUCCGCGCCCCCUUCGCCGGCCCGGGCACCUGGCUCUCUUCCCGCGCCGGCCACCACCUCUUCCCGCCGCGUUCGUCCGCCGCCAAGGCCGCCACCGCCUUCUUCGCCUUCUUCCAGUCCGGCAUCCUCCACGGCUGCGGGAGCCGGACCUCCCUCGGCCCCGCCGACCCCCUGUAUCCCAUGCUCUUCUUCCUGCUCUCCGGCGCGGGCAUCCUGCUCCAGCGCGCCGCCUGCGUCGCGUUCCGCGCUUGGAUCGAUCCCCUCCCCCGGCGGCUGCGCCGCGCCGGAAACCUGGCCUACGUCGUCCUGUGGCUGCACUUCACUUCCUGGCCGCUCGCGGCUGAUCUCGCCCACGCCGGCAUUUGGCUCCUUGAGCCUGUGCCGCUGUCUUUCGUCCGAGCCUUGGGGUUCGGCCAGGUCGACCACGCCCUGUGGCGGAUUGACGACGAUACUACCGCACACUGGAGAAAGGGGAACCAUUGGUGGCAGAGCGGGCUAAGUUGA